GGCUCCUCUACAUGAUGGGCCAGCGCUUGUCCAGCAAAAUGGCCAUGCGAUGGUUGAAAAGGAUCUACACGAUGGCGAUGUUCAGUUGUGAUUGGCUCGUUUAACAAAAUGGACGUGGAAGCUUUAGCCGCAGCAGCUAUAUAUUUAUUUAGCGCGUACAAUUAUUAUCUUAAUGUGUACAAAAAAAAAGUUAUUAAAAGGAAAUGGCGUAGAAGAAGAUGGUGGAUGUUAACUAUUCAUCGCAACAGGACUAAGCAAACUAUGGAUAAUCAGCUAGCUGAAAUGCUUGCUGAACCAUCUGGUGAAUUCGAUAACUUCGUGAGGAUGUCAAACAGCGAUUUUGAGUUUUUGAUACAAAAAGUAUCACCUGUAGUUGCAAAACAGGAUACAGAUUGGCGGGAAGCAAUACCUGUAAAAAUUCGUCUCGCAUUGACACUAAGAUACCUAGCUACUGGCGAUAGCUUUCGUAGUUUACACUACCUAUUCAAAAUUUCAAGCCAACUUAUUUCAAGAAUUGUUCCUGAAGUAUGUCUAGCCCUCAAUGAAGCUUUGAAAGAUUUUGUUAAGAUCCCCACAACAACUGAAGAAUGGCUUUCCAAAGCUGAACGAUUCAAGUUCCCUCAUUGCCUUGGUGCUAUGGAUGGCAAACAUGUGACAAUACAGCCACCUCCUCAUAGCGGAACUGAAUAUUACAAUUAUAAACGUACUUUUAGCAUUGUCCUCUUAGCUAUAGUAGAUUAUGAUUACUGUUUCAUGUUUGCUGAAAUAGGCGCUCAAGGGCGUAUAAGUGACGGUGGCGUUUUUAAUCAAAGUAGUAUAUCAAAAAAAAUUUCGGAAAAUAGCAUCAAUUUGCCGCCUCCUAGUUCACUACCAGGAUGUGAUAUUGAUUUACCCUAUGUAUUUUUAUGCGAUGGAGCAUUUAGUUUAACUAAAAAUCUUAUGAAACCUUUUCCUGGCCGUCACCAGUUGAAUUCUCCAGAAAGGGUUUUUAAUCAAAAACUCUCUCAGUCACGUGUAGUUGUUGAAAACACAUUUGGAGUUCUUUCUAACAAAUUUAGAGUUUUUAAAACAGCUAUGCCUUUUCAUCCUGUUAAAUGUUCAAUUAUUACGAUGACUUGUGUUCUAUUACAUAACUUUUUACGGAAAAGCCGAACAUCUCGCCCCUUAUACGCACCUCCAGGUACAUUUGAUACCUAUAAUGACAGUGGAGAAUUGAUACGCGCUGGUAAUUGGAGGAAUUGUAGUAAUACAAGUUUUCUUCCCUUACAAAAUCAACCCCGUAGAUCAACUAAUGAUGCAAUUCAAAUAAGACAAGCUUUUAUGCACUAUUUUUAUAAUAAUAUAGAAUAAUAAACUAAAUAUGAAAUUAAAUAAUAAGUUUCAUUUACUUACUC
Plutella xylostella (diamondback moth) is the source of this 1394-nucleotide messenger RNA. The record is from RefSeq and is a predicted model, not a curated record. Lineage: Eukaryota; Metazoa; Arthropoda; Insecta; Lepidoptera; Plutellidae.